AUUUAUAAUGCAAGAAAAUUAAGACUUUGAUCCUGAGUUUCCUGUUCCACCUGUACUAGAUUCACCUAAAUCAUAAGAAUAUCAGAAAGUAUAUAUUUAUGGAACAAUAUUUAGUUACAACAAAAAUACUAGGCCAUCAAAUAAAUAGUGAUGUCAAGUGAAAAUUCGAAGAACCCUGCUGAAGUUUUACAAAAAUUGCAAUCUUUCUUUAAUGGUCGAUAAGGCAAAUUAGAAUCAUAAUCAGAAUAAACAUAACCGGAAAUGUUGAAGAGUGCUAAUGUUUCUAGGAGAUUUAUUUUUUAAAAACCUGGAACUGCAAACAAUCUGAAUUAUACUCAAGAACUUGAAAAAUAGAAUAUGACAUUGAAAUAAAGAAUAAUUAAGGUUUCUUAAGCAAGGGAAAAUGAUACUAAUUAAAUUUAACUUGAAUAUAACAAAAUGAAGGUAAGAGUAGAAAAUUUAGAAAAAGAAAAUAAAAAAUUAAAAUCAGAAUUCUAAAAAUGUUACACUUAAUUAAAAGAGAUGAAAUAAGAGAAAGAAGAAGAAGAGAAAAUGAAAUGGCAUAGAGAAGCAGUUUCAGAUAAAAACCCAUAUUUAAUGGAUGAAUUUAGAAAGAAAUUAGAUGAAAAAGACAAAGAAAUUAAAAGAUUAUCAAAAAACCUUAAAAAAGUAAGAAAUACUUUCUAAUAUUAAUUAGUUCACUAUUCUAGAAAAAAAAUUGUGGGUAAAAGAGAAGGCAUUUGAAGUAGAAAGAAGUGAAUAUUUAGAUAGAAUUUUAUAUUUAAGUGGAAGACUUGGUUUAACAAAAUUAGAAUGAAUGC
This is a messenger RNA of Paramecium sonneborni, 821 nucleotides long. Lineage: Eukaryota; Ciliophora; Oligohymenophorea; Peniculida; Parameciidae. The record is from the annotation of a GenBank genome assembly.